Messenger RNA from Glossina fuscipes, 3715 nucleotides. Its product is annotated as protein VAC14 homolog. Gene Ontology annotation, cellular component: PAS complex; endosome membrane. The coding region runs from base 47 to 3130 and encodes 1027 amino acids. The record is from RefSeq and is a predicted model, not a curated record. Gene Ontology annotation, biological process: translational elongation; positive regulation of kinase activity; phosphatidylinositol biosynthetic process. Gene Ontology annotation, molecular function: GTP binding; GTPase activity; translation elongation factor activity. The transcript is spliced from 8 exons. Lineage: Eukaryota; Metazoa; Arthropoda; Insecta; Diptera; Glossinidae.
AGAAAAAUUUAACGGUAAAUUAUAAAAUAAAAAUUGAAGCAUUGCAAUGGAAAGUCCUUAUGCACCUUUAAGUGAAUCUGCGGCGAAGGCUUUAGGCGAUAAGAUGUAUGAUAAAAGAAAAGUUGCUUCGCAAGAAAUCGAAAAGAUGGUGACUGAAUUUAACUUGAAAAAUAAUUCGGCUCAAAUACGUAAAUUGAUAGAGGUUUUAUCAAAUGAUUUCGCUGGUUCAAGAGAUGCGAACAAACGGAAAGGUGGUUUAAUUGGUUUGGCAGCUACAAGUUUGGGUUUAGGAAAGGAUUCCCAUAAAUAUGUCAAUGAAUUGGUUACGCCUAUCUUACAUUGUUUAAAUGAUCAAGACAUGCGAGUACGAUAUUUUGCUUGUGAAUCACUUUAUAAUGUGGUUAAGGUAUCUCGUUCAGCCAUUAUACCUUUUCUUCCGGAUUUAUUUUCUGCUCUCUCAAGAUUAGUAGCUGAUAACGAUCAAACGGUUAGAGAUGGUAGUGAGUUAUUAGACAGACUACUUAAGGAUAUUGUCACUGAAUCCUCUCAAAGCUUUAAAAUGGAAGCUUUUAUACCAUUGCUUAAGGAACGUAUCUAUGUGAAAAAUUCCUUUGUUCGCCAAUAUGUGAUAUCGUGGAUUUCCAUUCUGAAUGCAGUGCCCGAAAUCAAUAUGGUUUUAUAUUUAACAGAUAUCAUCGAUGGCCUUUUUACUAUGUUAGAGGAUAACACUCAGGAAAUACAGAGAAUGUGUGAGACUACAUUAACACAAUUCCUUAAAUCCAUACGUAAUGAUUCGUCGUCGGUGUGUAUGGAAGACACUAUUAACACCUUAAUAACACACGCACAAUCUCCUCAUGAACAGAUAAAGUCUAUUGCUUUAACUUGGAUACGGGAAUUUGUAUUAAUAUUUGGCUCUAAUGUUUUACCAUAUGCUAGCGGAAUUUUUACCGCCAUCUUACCAUGUCUAGAGUGCAAUGAGGACUCAAUGAAAAACAUUAAAGAAUGUGCGGUUUCCGUUAAUAAAUCUAUGAUGAAAUUGGUAUCAUCCAAAGAACACAAAACUCAAAAUAUUGAACAAAUCGAUUUAAAAUCCAUAAUGACAGUGUUGUCGCGUUACCUUAGCCACAAUUCAGCACAAACAAAGAUAGCUGUACUCGAAUGGAUUUAUCACUUACUAAUUAAUUUUCCUAACGAGAUGUCAACACAUCUAAAUGAGUUGGGUAACAAUUUAUUAGGCAUAUUGUCGGAUAACUCGGAUGAUGUAGUGUUAAAGUGCAUCUCAGUACUGGCCGAAAUUGUUAAUUCACAACAUUCCAAAGAGAGAGAUAUGGAUUCAUUUUUGAGUCUAUUUGAUCCGAGUCAACCAGACGAUGGCUUCGAUGAAGAGUCGGACAUUCGGAACAGUAACAGCAAUAGCAGUGACUCGAUUACGCAAAGCAGCAAUCAAAACAGUAGCAGCGAAAGUGAACUUGAUGGACAAAAUAAUAAAAUUGUUAUUGAUUUCGAUCAAGGCGUGUUGCCGCCCGAACCUCAGAUUGGCAAUAUCGAGUACAAACUGAAAUUGAUUAGUCCGUCAAAGCAGCGGUUUGAACAUUUAGUUACACAAAUGAAAUGGCGUCUACGAGAAGGUCAUGGGGAAGCUAUUUAUGAGAUCGGUGUUUCCGAUUCGGGACAUUUGCACGGUUUAAAUGAAAAAGAUAUGAACGCUUCUUUGUGCACGUUAAAGCAAAUGGCUCAUAAGUUAGGCGCCAGUACUUCAGUAUUACGUAUAGUAUAUGUGGCGGGAAGGCGUUCGGUGGCAGAGGUUUUAGUUCGAAAAAUACCGGACGAUCAGCAUAAUAUUGAGGUACGCGUAGCUGUCCUGGGGGGAGCAGACGCUGGCAAAUCAACCUUAUUGGGUGUCCUGACGCAAGGCGAAUUCGAUAAUGGCCGCGGCAGAGCACGAUUAAAUAUGUUUCGUCAUAUGCAUGAAAUACAAUCGGGCCGGACAUCCUGUAUCUCACAUGAAACAUUGGGUUUCGAUUCGCAAGGCAAAAUUAUUAAUUAUAAAUAUAAUGAAAUGAUGACGGCAGAGGAGAUCAGUGAUCGUUCUACGAAAUUGGUGACAUUUAUGGAUUUGGCUGGUCAUCGGCGUUAUAUGCGGACCACUGUACAAGCGUUGUCAGGUUAUUCGCCCCAUUAUGCUAUGCUCGUUUUGUCCGCAGGCGGGGGAUUUAAUGGUACAAGUCAAGAGCAUUUGUCUAUCGCCCGAGCUUUGGAUAUGCCCUUUUUUGUCGUUGUUACAAAAACAGAUAUCACCCCACCCGAUCAAACUGUACAGGAACUCAAAAAUCUUUUAACAUCGAUCGGAUGCAGAAAAGUCCCAUUCGUUGUAACCAAUACCGAUGAAGUAAUAUCGGCCGGUUCAAAUCAAUUUUCGGAAAAUAUAGUUCCCAUAUUUUGUGUCUCGAAUGUAACGGGAUCGGGUCUUAAUUUAGUAACACGAUUCUUAUAUGUACUAUCACCGGGCAUAAGUAAUUUGGAAAAGGAACGCCUAGAACAGGAGCCAUGCGAAUUUCACAUUGAUGAAAUAUUUCGGGUCUCUGAAGUUGGUCCUGUAGUGGGCGGUCUAUUGGUGAAGGGCGUACUAACCGAAAAUAUGCGUAUGAAAAUUGGCCCGUUACCAUGCGGCCGAUUUCAUUCUGUCACUGUGCAUACUAUACACCGAAAUAAAGCCCCUUGCAGAGUAGUUAGAGCCGGCCAGAGCGCUUCGUUAUCGUUCACGCCUAACCAAAUAUUGCCUACUUUGCGAAGUGGUAUGGUAUUGUUAAACGAUACUGGCAAUGAUGAACCGUGUGGAACAUUAUUCUUUCAGGCAAAGGUGUCAGUAUUAUUUCAUGCUACUGCUAUUUAUGUAGGCUUCCAGACAACUGUACAUAUAGGCAGUAUUCGACAAACUGCCGUUAUACGAGGUAUUAUGGGCGGUGAAAAAAUUGGCACUAACGACAGUGCUUCGGUAAUGUUUCAAUUUGUUGGUCACCCCGAAUAUGUACGGGCUGGUAUGCGCGUACUAUUUCGCGAAGGUUCGAGUAAAGGUAUUGGCGUCGUUACUCAAGUUUUUCCUCUUAAUAGGAUCAUAGGUCAAAACUAAGUCAUGAACGUUUAAUUUGUUACAAGUAAGCAACUUUAGUUUAAACAAGAAGAAGAAGAAGAAGAAGAUAAAUGAUGUUUAUUAUAGCACACAGACAAAAGUUUAUUUCAUAAUAUUUGUUUAUAUAAAAUUAGAAAUAGAAAGUAGAACUAUCCGAGUCUUGACAAUUUUGUAACACUUUAAAAUUCAUAUUAUUGUCAUUUGUAUAGGGAUAGUGCUGCAGGUAUUUAAUACUUGUUUUCCUCUCCUCCCCCUUUUAUUAGGAAAAGCAUUUCCGUUACGAGUUUUUUCUUUUUUUUACUGUGAUUAUUAUACCCAUCACCGGAUAUUAAUUAAUUUUGUCAUUUAAUUUAAAAAUUACCAAACUAUAAGCGUUACAACUGUAAAUAUAUUUCAGAUAAGCGUGAGCGCGUCAACCGAUUCAAUCGUAUCUAUUCGUUUCUUUGACGCUGUGAUUGUACAAAGCCGAAUAAGCUAAUAAAGAAAUCUUAAAUGCCGUCGUGUUCAAAACGAACACGAUUUAGUCCAAAGAACGACAAAAAGCAAUACAUAAUAUAAUUGUUUUAAUAACAAAAAAAAAAAAAA